GCUGCUCAGACAGUGCACUUUGUCCAAGGGCAAAGUUCAAUGACAGAAAGAGAGAGCAAGGCACUCACCAAGCAGAGCAGGAGAGCAGGGUGGGAAAUAAACAGCUCGCAGAGUGAAGCGGCAGGUGGAGGCGAGAGGUGUUACGCUGGGCUGGGGAAGACGAGCAGAUGGAGAGCAGAGGGAACUGCGUCGUCGUGUCGGCGUUACGCAGCGGGAGCCGCCAGUCUUGGGCAGCGUCUGCGGGGGGGGGGCUCUCUUUCUGAUCCGUGUGUGUGUGUGUUUGCGCCAAGUGAGAGAGCAAGUGCGUGUAGAGUGUGCGUGUGCACCGCUCAUCUGCUACCUGCAGCAUUAGCGGCGUGGGGGUGGGGCGCAGGGGAGGAGCGGCGAUGGAUGGCGAGGAGCGCCGGGUUCCCACUGCCCCGCGCCGCCUCUCAGCCCUGCAGGAGCAGCUGGUCUGGGCCCUGCUGGGCUCCGGCCUGUCCCGGGAACUCCUGCUCCAGGCUCUGGGGGAGCUGGAACGCGACAGGGCGGCCGCAGGCGGGGGCGAUGGCUCGGCCGACAGGGGUGGUGCGGAGAGCUCCGAGGAGGGGGAUGAGGAGUUCCUACCGCCCAUCUUCAGGGAGCUGGAGAUACUGCCCCCGGAGGAGGCGGCCAGACAACGUGCCCAGGUGGAUCAGCUGCUGCAGGAAGAUCCGUGGCGUGUAGCCAAGCUGGUGAAGAGCUACAUGCAGCAGCACAACCUCCCCCAGAGAGAGGUGGUGGAGUCCACUGGGCUGAACCAGUCACACCUCUCCCAGCACCUGAACAAGGGCACUCCCAUGAAGAACCAGAAGAGGGCAGCGCUGUACAGCUGGUAUGUGCGGAGGCAGGCGGAGAUCACUCAGCAGUUCAGCAACGCCAGCCGGGGGGCCAGCCUGGGGGAGGAGCCCGGUGAUGACGCAAGGAAGGGCCGCAGGAACAGGUUCAAGUGGGGGCCUGCGUCCCAGCAGAUCCUGUUCCAGGCCUACGAGAGGCAGAAGAACCCCAGCAAGGAGGAGAGGGAGGGGCUGGUGGAGGAGUGCAACAGGGCAGAGUGUCUGCAGCGGGGCGUGUCCCCUUCCCAGCUCGCGGGCUUGGGCUCUAACCUCGUGACAGAAGUGCGAGUUUAUAACUGGUUUGCCAACCGUCGCAAGGAGGAGGCCUUCCGCCACAAGCUCGCGCUUGACGUGCCUUUCAGCAGCCAGUCAGCAAGCACCUCCACCAACACCCUCACUACAAGCCCCACGCACGACAUGAAAUACAGCCAGCAGGUGGCAGGUGAGGGUCACCAUGGAGACAGGAGCACGGGGCCACGCCCAGUGCUCAGCCCUGUCCAAUUGGAGCCAAGCCACACCCUCCUGGAGACGCAUCACAAAGCAGUGUCAGGGGGUGGGCCGCUCCCCCCAGUCAGCACUUUAACAGCCCUACACAGCCUUUCGGCAUCCCCUGCCCCCCCACAGGGCCUAAUCAUGGCCUCCCUGCCCAGCGUCAUGAGCCUGGGGGAACCCUCGCUUCUAAUUGGUUUAACAUCAGCUCAGCCUCAGACUGUCCCAGUCAUUAACAACGUGGGAGGCGGCUUCACCACCCUCCAGCCAAUCUCGUUUCAGCAGCAGCUCCACACACCUCACCAGCAGCCAAUCACGCAGCAGUUCCCCAGUCACAUGGGCCCUAGCUCCUUCAUGGCAACAAUGGCACCUCUCCCAUGUCACAUGUACAGUAAGUCUGAGCUGUCCUCGUACACCCCUUCCAGCCUGCUGUCGCAGGCUAUGGUAAUUGCUGACAGCAACAGCAUCGGGACCCUCACCAGCCUCACUGCUGUAAGACAGAUUCUGGCCACAGACCCAGACGACCAGUCAGACCCCCCCAUCCAGGACUCUCUCCACCUGGCAUCAAACUCCCCAGUGCCAGUGACUUCUGGAGGCUUGGAGCUGUAUCCAACUUCCCAGCCAGGAGAAGAGCACACCCCACACCUCCUCACAUCCCCAUCGGCAGACAUCGACCCCUAUAUCCCCACAGAGAUGGUUUCUUCCGCACAAUAGCAGCAGUGUAUCAGCAGAGUGGAACCACAUUACAGGAUGGAGGGAGCUCAACUAAUGACACCAGACGAUGGACGGCAGUGGAGAGCCUCAGUAUUAAGGCCAAACUGCCAUGCCAAAGUGCCAAAUUCACAGUAACUUUUCCCUGCGUGGCAGACAUUACCAUCCCAGCAAGCAUGUGACAGCUACAUUAGCGCACUGUCAGUGUCUAACACAGCUGCAAAGCCACAGUAACGCAUGUAGAGAUGAUCACUGUUUGUAAUGGAAAUUAAAGCAAUCACACACA
This is a messenger RNA of Paramormyrops kingsleyae, 2340 nucleotides long. It is a transcript of the gene hnf1a, whose product is annotated as HNF1 homeobox a. Gene Ontology annotation, biological process: positive regulation of DNA-templated transcription; insulin secretion; liver development. Lineage: Eukaryota; Metazoa; Chordata; Actinopteri; Osteoglossiformes; Mormyridae. Gene Ontology annotation, molecular function: DNA-binding transcription factor activity, RNA polymerase II-specific; RNA polymerase II cis-regulatory region sequence-specific DNA binding. The record is from RefSeq and is a predicted model, not a curated record. Gene Ontology annotation, cellular component: nucleus.